AUGGCAGCUAAUCUCCGAUUUAAUUGCACGAACAACAUGGCCGAAUAUGAAGCUUGUAUCCUCGGUUUCAAAAUGGCCAUUGACAUGAAUGUCCACGAGCUAUUGGUUAUUGGAGACUCAGAUUUGUUGAUUCAUCAGAGGUACUUAGAGACCGGGAGUUAUCCUGAAGAUGCCACAUCCAACCAAAAGAAGUCGAUACACCGUAUGGCUCUUAAUUUCUUUCUAAGUGGAGAAAUCCUGUAUAGGAGGACUCCAGAUUUAGGUCUCCUCAGAUGCGUCGAUGCUUUUGAAGUCGCAAAUCUUAUUGAACAGAUACAUGCCGAAGUUUGUGGCACGCAUAUGAAUGGGCUCACUUUAACAAGAAAGAUCCUUCGAGCCAGUUAUUUCAGGAUUACUAUGGAAAAUGAUUGUUUCAAGUUUGGAGUACCAGAAUCUAUCAUUAUUGAUAAUGGUGUGAGUCUUAAAAAUCACUUGAUGAGAGUUAUAUAUGAGUACAAAGGAAAAUUUGCACCAAAUUGGAAAGGUCCUUACAUGGUUCGUAAAAUACUAUCUGGAGGUGCUUUGGUCCUGUCGGAGAUGGAUGGCACCCAUGGCCGAAACCGAUCAACUCAGAUGCUGUCAAGAGAUACUAUGCAUGAACUUCAAUUGCUUUGCUUUGAUAUCAGCAAAUUCCUCCGAUCGAUGAAUAUGGAGAAGUCAAGGGAGGAGAAAGUUCUCCCAAAAUUUAACGGUGUUCCUGUAGACGCAAGAAUUAUUUCAUACUACUUAUACCAGAGACUGGAGAGUAUGAAUGGUUUAUUUCAGUCAAUUUCCAACAAUAUGAAGUCUAUAAGGAACGUCCAGCUAGAUUCGAAGAUGAAAGAUCUUCUAUUUGUCAAGAAGAUGCAUUUACCUGUGUUUGCUUCUAAUAAGCCUCAGUCUUUGAAUGAUGAAGAAUGGGAAUUUGAGCAUCUGCAGGGUGUUCUUGACCAGCUGUCCGGAAUGGGUGUAAAGUUUGAUGAUGAGAUACAGGGACUUUGGCUUCUUAAUACUCUGCCAGACUCUUGGGAAACUCUUCGAGUUUCUUUGACUAAUUCUGCUCCCAGUGGUGUUGUAACCAUGGAAUAUACUAAGAGUGGUGUCUUGAAUGAAGAAAUGAGAAGAAGAUCUCAAGCCUCAUCUUCUUCAGCUUCACACUCCGAUGUUUUGGUUACUGAAGAUAGGGGGAGAAACAAGUCCAGAGGUCAGAAUGAUAGAGGUAAAAGUAGAAGCAAGUCAAAGUCUAAAUACAAGAAUAUUACAUGUGACUAUUGCCACAAGAAUGGGCAUAUCAUGAAAUAUUGUUACAAGCACAAGAGAGAUAUGAGACAACAAAAGAGAGAAGGCGAUAAUGAAAAUCGUGUUGCUGUUGUUGCUAAUGAUGAUCUUCUUGUUUCUUGUGAUGCAAAUGCCAUUAAUCUUGUUCGUGAUGAGUCUAGCUGGUUUGUGGAUUCUGGUGCUACUUCUCAUGUUAUUGGCAUUGGGACAGUUUGUUUGGAAAGUAACAAUGGUUCCAAACUAGUUCUCAAUAAUGUCAAGCAUGCUCCAGAUGUUCGCUUGAAUUUGAUUUCUGUGGGAUAUCUUGAUGAUGAGGGUUAUGUUAAUACACUUGGUGUUGGCCAGUGGAAGCUUACUAGAGGUUUGAUGGUUGUGGCCCGUGGUGACAAGUUGUCUAACUUGUAUGUAUUUCAGGGCUCCAUGUCCAGAGACUCGGUAAAUUUGGUGGAGAAUGAUACUUCAUCAGAGUUAUGGCAUAGAAGGCUGAGUCAUAUGAGCGAGAAGGGGAUUGAUAGUUUGGCUAAGAAAAAUUUGCUUUCUGGAGUGAAACAAGCAAAGUUGAAGAAAUGUGUUCAUUGCUUAGCCGGUAAACAGAAAAGAGUUUCUUUUCAGAGUCAUCCGCCUUCAAGAAAGCUUGAUUUGCUGGAGUUGGUACAUUCUGAUUUGUGUGGUCCUUUUAAGGUAAGAUCUCAUGGUGGUGCACUUUACUUUGUGACUUUUAUUGAUGAUCAUUCUCGCAAACUCUGGGUAUUUCCUUUGAAGUCCAAGGAUCAAGUACUUGAUGUGUUCAAGAGUUUUCAGGCCUUGGUUGAAAGACAAACAGGGAAGACAUUGAAAUGCAUCCGCUCAGAUAAUGGUGGUGAGUAUAUUGGUCCUUUUGAUAGAUAUUGCAGAGAGCAGGGUAUUAGGCAUCAGAAAACUCCUCCAAAGACUCCUCAGUUAAAUGGUUUAGCAGAGAGGAUGAACAGAACUCUAGUUGAGAGGGUUAGAUGUAUGCUUUCAGAUGCUAAGCUGUCAGAUUCCUUUUGGGCAGAAGCACUUAAUACUGCUGCUUAUGUUAUCAAUUUAUCUCCUGCUGUUGCUUUAGAUGGUGAUGUCCCUGACAGAGUUUGGACUGGUAAGAAUGUUUCUUAUGAUCAUCUUAGAGUCUUUGGGUGUAAAGCCUUUGUACAUAAGAAACUUGUUAGAAGCCGUGAUGUUGUGUUCUUUGAAGACCAAACAAUUGAAGAUUUUGACAAAGCUGACAAGGCUGAUUUUCAGAGUAGUGAGAGCUUAGUUGAUGUUGAUCCAGUUCCUUUGACUAUUGCACCGGAAGAAAAUCUUCAUAAUGAUGAAAAUCAAGUUGAUAAUGAAGAUGGUGAUCAUGUUCAGAAUGACCGGCAUGAUGUUGUUGAUGCUCCAGUGCAAGAUGAUGUGAGAAUUCCUUCAUCUCGUUAUUCUCCCAAUGAGUAUGUACUCUUGACUGACGGGGGAGAACCUGAGAGUCUUGAUGAGGCCAUGGAAAGUGAAGAAAAAGAAAGGUGGUUUGAUGCUAUGGAAGAUGAGAUUAAAUCCUUGCAUGAUAAUCAUACCUUUGAUUUGGUUAAGUUACCUAAAGACAGAAAAGCUUUGAAAAACAGGUGGGUUUUUCGGGUGAAACAUGAAGAUGGUAAUCCAGUUCCACGGUACAAAGCUAGAUUAGUUGUCAAGGGAUUUAAUCAGAAAAGGGGAGUUGAUUUUGAUGAGAUAUUCUCUCCAGUUGUGAAGAUGUCAUCCAUUCGUGUGGUUCUAGGCUUGGCUGCAAGUCUAGAUUUAGAGGUUGAGCAAAUGGAUGUUAAAACUGCUUUCCUCCAUGGUGACUUAGAUGAAGAAAUUUAUAUGGAGCAACCGGAAGGUUUUGAAGUCAAGGGUAAAGAGAAUUAUGUUUGCAAAUUGAAGAAGAGCUUGUAUGGUUUGAAACAAGCUCCCAGGCAGUGGUACAGGAAGUUUGGUUCUUUUAUGAGUCAGCAGGGCUUCAAGAAGACUUCUUCAGACCAUUGUGUUUUUGUGCAAAAGUUCUCUGAUGGUGACUUUAUUAUUGUGUUGCUUUAUGUUGAUGACAUGCUUGUUGUUGGUCAUAAUACUUGCAGGAUUCAGAAGUUGAAGCAAGAGUUGAGUAAGUCUUUUGCUAUGAAAGACUUAGGACCAGCAAGGCAGAUUCUUGGCAUGCAGAUUGUCCGUGAUAGAAAGGCCAAGAAAUUGGUAUUAUCACAAGAGAAGUACAUUCAGAAAGUACUUCGCAGAUUCAGCAUGGACAAAGCUAAGGUUGUCAGUACACCUUUAGCUAUGCACUUCAAAUUGAGCACGAAACAGUGUCCUUCUAGUGAUGAUGAGAAGGAAGAUAUGAAGAAAGUUCCUUAUGCUUCAGCUGUUGGUAGUUUGAUGUAUGCGAUGGUUUGUACAAGACCGGAUAUUGCUCACGCUGUUGGAGUUGUUAGCCGUUUUCUUUCUAAUCCGGGAAGAGAACAUUGGAAUGCUGUGAAGUGGGUUAUGAGAUAUCUCUGUGGCACUUCUAGUCUGAGUUUGUGUUUUGGUACAGGGAAGCCUAUUCUUUGUGGUUAUACUGAUUCAGACAUGGCUGGUGAUGUUGAUACUCGCAAGUCUACUUCAGGGUACUUGGUUACUUUUGCAGGGGGAGCUGUGUCUUGGCAAUCUAGGUUGCAAAAAUGUGUUGCUCUAUCUACUACAGAAGCUGAGCUUAUUGCUGUCGUUGAAGCUUGUAAAGAAUUGCUUUGGAUGAAGAGAUUCUUGGGGGAACUUGGUUGUGCUCAAGAGAGGUAUGUGCUUUAUUGUGACAGUCAAAGUGCUAUACAUCUUGGCAAGAAUUCUACGUUCCAUGGUCGGUCUAAACACAUUGAUGUGAGAUACCAUUGGAUUCGAGAUGUGUUGGAUUCUAAGUUGCUUGAGCUUGAAAAGAUUCAUACAAAUGACAAUGGUUCCGAUAUGAUGACUAAAGCUUUGCCAAGAGGGAAGUUUGAAGAUUGUUGCAUGGUCAUGAAAGAUCUUCUAUUUGUCAAGAAGAUGCAUUUACCUGUGUUUGCUUCUAAUAAGCCUCAGUCUUUGAAUGAUGAAGAAUGGGAAUUUGAGCAUCUGCAGGGUGUUCUUGACCAGCUGUCCGGAAUGGGUGUAAAGUUUGAUGAUGAGAUACAGGGACUUUGGCUUCUUAAUACUCUGCCAGACUCUUGGGAAACUCUUCGAGUUUCUUUGACUAAUUCUGCUCCCAGUGGUGUUGUAACCAUGGAAUAUACUAAGAGUGGUGUCUUGAAUGAAGAAAUGAGAAGAAGAUCUCAAGCCUCAUCUUCUUCAGCUUCACACUCCGAUGUUUUGGUUACUGAAGAUAGGGGGAGAAACAAGUCCAGAGGUCAGAAUGAUAGAGGUAAAAGUAGAAGCAAGUCAAAGUCUAAAUACAAGAAUAUUACAUGUGACUAUUGCCACAAGAAUGGGCAUAUCAUGAAAUAUUGUUACAAGCACAAGAGAGAUAUGAGACAACAAAAGAGAGAAGGCGAUAAUGAAAAUCGUGUUGCUGUUGUUGCUAAUGAUGAUCUUCUUGUUUCUUGUGAUGCAAAUGCCAUUAAUCUUGUUCGUGAUGAGUCUAGCUGGUUUGUGGAUUCUGGUGCUACUUCUCUUGAAGUUAUUGGCAUUGGGACAGUUUGUUUGGAAAGUAACAAUGGUUCCAAACUAGUUCUCAAUAAUGUCAAGCAUGCUCCAGAUGUUCGCUUGAAUUUGAUUUCUGUGGGAUAUCUUGAUGAUGAGGGUUAUGUUAAUACACUUGGUGUUGGCCAGUGGAAGCUUACUAGAGGUUUGAUGGUUGUGGCCCGUGGUGACAAGUUGUCUAACUUGUAUGUAUUUCAGGGCUCCAUGUCUAGAGACUCGGUAAAUUUGGUGGAGAAUGAUACUUCAUCAGAGUUAUGGCAUAGAAGGCUGAGUCAUAUGAGCGAGAAGGGGAUUGAUAGUUUGGCUAAGAAAAAUUUGCUUUCUGGAGUGAAACAAGCAAAGUUGAAGAAAUGUGUUCAUUGCUUAGCCGGUAAACAGAAAAGAGUUUCUUUUCAGAGUCAUCCGCCUUCAAGAAAGCUUGAUUUGCUGGAGUUGGUACAUUCUGAUUUGUGUGGUCCUUUUAAGGUAAGAUCUCAUGGUGGUGCACUUUACUUUGUGACUUUUAUUGAUGAUCAUUCUCGCAAACUCUGGGUAUUUCCUUUGAAGUCCAAGGAUCAAGUACUUGAUGUGUUCAAGAGUUUUCAGGCCUUGGUUGAAAGACAAACAGGGAAGACAUUGAAAUGCAUCCGCUCAGAUAAUGGUGGUGAGUAUAUUGGUCCUUUUGAUAGAUAUUGCAGAGAGCAGGGUAUUAGGCAUCAGAAAACUCCUCCAAAGACUCCUCAGUUAAAUGGUUUAGCAGAGAGGAUGAACAGAACUCUAGUUGAGAGGGUUAGAUGUAUGCUUUCAGAUGCUAAGCUGUCAGAUUCCUUUUGGGCAGAAGCACUUAAUACUGCUGCUUAUGUUAUCAAUUUAUCUCCUGCUGUUGCUUUAGAUGGUGAUGUCCCUGACAGAGUUUGGACUGGUAAGAAUGUUUCUUAUGAUCAUCUUAGAGUCUUUGGGUGUAAAGCCUUCGUACAUAAGAAACUUGUUAGAAGCCGUGAUGUUGUGUUCUUUGAAGACCAAACAAUUGAAGAUUUUGACAAAGCUGACAAGGCUGAUUUUCAGAGUAGUGAGAGCUUAGUUGAUGUUGAUCCAGUUCCUUUGACUAUUGCACCGGAAGAAAAUCUUCAUAAUGAUGAAAAUCAAGUUGAUAAUGAAGAUGGUGAUCAUGUUCAGAAUGACCGGCAUGAUGUUGUUGAUGCUCCAGUGCAAGAUGAUGUGAGAAUUCCUUCAUCUCGUUAUUCUCCCAAUGAGUAUGUACUCUUGACUGACGGGGGAGAACCUGAGAGUCUUGAUGAGGCCAUGGAAAGUGAAGAAAAAGAAAGGUGGUUUGAUGCUAUGGAAGAUGAGAUUAAAUCCUUGCAUGAUAAUCAUACCUUUGAUUUGGUUAAGUUACCUAAAGACAGAAAAGCUUUGAAAAACAGGUGGGUUUUUCGGGUGAAACAUGAAGAUGGUAAUCCAGUUCCACGGUACAAAGCUAGAUUAGUUGUCAAGGGAUUUAAUCAGAAAAGGGGAGUUGAUUUUGAUGAGAUAUUCUCUCCAGUUGUGAAGAUGUCAUCCAUUCGUGUGGUUCUAGGCUUGGCUGCAAGUCUAGAUUUAGAGGUUGAGCAAAUGGAUGUUAAAACUGCUUUCCUCCAUGGUGACUUAGAUGAAGAAAUUUAUAUGGAGCAACCGGAAGGUUUUGAAGUCAAGGGUAAAGAGAAUUAUGUUUGCAAAUUGAAGAAGAGCUUGUAUGGUUUGAAACAAGCUCCCAGGCAGUGGUACAGGAAGUUUGGUUCUUUUAUGAGUCAGCAGGGCUUCAAGAAGACUUCUUCAGACCAUUGUGUUUUUGUGCAAAAGUUCUCUGAUGGUGACUUUAUUAUUGUGUUGCUUUAUGUUGAUGACAUGCUUGUUGUUGGUCAUAAUACUUGCAGGAUUCAGAAGUUGAAGCAAGAGUUGAGUAAGUCUUUUGCUAUGAAAGACUUAGGACCAGCAAGGCAGAUUCUUGGCAUGCAGAUUGUCCGUGAUAGAAAGGCCAAGAAAUUGGUAUUAUCACAAGAGAAGUACAUUCAGAAAGUACUUCGCAGAUUCAACAUGGACAAAGCUAAGGUUGUCAGUACACCUUUAGCUAUGCACUUCAAAUUGAGCACGAAACAGUGUCCUUCUAGUGAUGAUGAGAAGGAAGAUAUGAAGAAAGUUCCUUAUGCUUCAGCUGUUGGUAGUUUGAUGUAUGCGAUGGUUUGUACAAGACCGGAUAUUGCUCACGCUGUUGGAGUUGUUAGCCGUUUUCUUUCUAAUCCGGGAAGAGAACAUUGGAAUGCUGUGAAGUGGGUUAUGAGAUAUCUCUGUGGCACUUCUAGUCUGAGUUUGUGUUUUGGUACAGGGAGGCCUAUUCUUUGUGGUUAUACUGAUUCAGACAUGGCUGGUGAUGUUGAUACUCGCAAGUCUACUUCAGGGUACUUGGUUACUUUUGCAGGGGGAGCUGUGUCUUGGCAAUCUAGGUUGCAAAAAUGUGUUGCUCUAUCUACUACAGAAGCUGAGCUUAUUGCUGUCGUUGAAGCUUGUAAAGAAUUGCUUUGGAUGAAGAGAUUCUUGGGGGAACUUGGUUGUGCUCAAGAGAGGUAUGUGCUUUAUUGUGACAGUCAAAGUGCUAUACAUCUUGGCAAGAAUUCUACGUUCCAUGGUCGGUCUAAACACAUUGAUGUGAGAUACCAUUGGAUUCGAGAUGUGUUGGAUUCUAAGUUGCUUGAGCUUGAAAAGAUUCAUACAAAUGACAAUGGUUCCGAUAUGAUGACUAAAGCUUUGCCAAGAGGGAAGUUUGAAGAUUGUUGCAUGGUCUUUCAGUUUUGCAUCCGGAAAUUUCGAUCUACCGGAAGCAAGUUUCCAAUUUGA
Messenger RNA from Solanum pennellii, 7818 nucleotides. RefSeq lists its product as uncharacterized. The coding region runs from base 1 to 7818 and encodes 2605 amino acids. Gene Ontology annotation, biological process: DNA integration. Lineage: Eukaryota; Viridiplantae; Streptophyta; Magnoliopsida; Solanales; Solanaceae. The record is from RefSeq and is a predicted model, not a curated record. Gene Ontology annotation, molecular function: nucleic acid binding; zinc ion binding. The transcript has 16 exons.